UGGAUUAAUUUUAUCCUUGAAGGUUGAGGAGAUGGCUGGUGUUCGGGAGAUAACAGCUGGUGAAUUUAUAAAAAGUGGCCACAAACAAGGCCUGUUUUCUAAUAGAGGUCCUUUGAGAGGAAGAAGCCCUAUGCUUUGGGGCACACUGCAGAGUUCCGUGCGGAGUCCUGCUAAUAAGAGAAAUGCUUUAUUGAGAUGCCAUGCUCAGGAGAAGCCCGCAGCUGUUGUUUCGGCUGUGAGCAGUUCGGUAGAGGCGCUUCCAAGUGUGGUCGAGAAGCCUUCAUCCUCGGUUAUUCAUUUUUAUCGUGUACCUCUCAUUCAGGAGAGUGCAACUUCGGAGCUUCUCAAAAGCGUUCAGUCAAAGAUUUCGAGCCAGAUAGUUGGUUUGAAAACGGAGCAGUGUUUCAACAUUGGGCUCCAUUCACAGCUUUCUAGUGAUCAGCUUUCAGUACUUAAGUGGCUUCUUCAGGAGACUUAUGAGCCGGAGAAUUUGGGGGUCGACAGCUUUCUUGAAAUGAAAAGUCAGGAAGGACUGGACACAGUUAUUGUUGAGGUUGGUCCUCGGUUGUCAUUUACAACAGCGUGGUCGUCCAAUGCUGUCUCAAUAUGUAAAGCUUGUGGUUUGACAGAGGUGACUCGUUUGGAACGGUCAAGGAGAUACUUGUUGUUUAGUAAGGGGAAGUUGCAGGAUCAACAGAUUAAUGAGUUUGCUGCAAUGGUUCAUGAUCGGAUGACUGAGUGUGUUUACACCCAACAGCUCACUUCCUUUGAAACUAGUGUGGUUCCUGACAAAGUACGCUACAUUCCUGUCAUGGAGAGAGGCCGGAAGGCAUUAGAGGAGAUUAAUCAGGAAAUGGGUUUGGCAUUUGAUGAGCAAGAUCUCCAAUACUAUACCAGGCUAUUCAAGGAAGAAAUCAAGCGGAAUCCAACCACAGUUGAACUCUUUGAUAUUGCACAGUCCAACAGUGAACAUAGCAGGCACUGGUUUUUUACUGGUAAAAUUUUCAUAGAUGGACAACCUAUGGACAAAACACUGAUGCAGAUUGUGAAGAGCACUUUGCUAGCAAACCCAAAUAAUUCUGUCAUUGGGUUCAAGGACAACUCAAGUGCAAUCAGGGGAUUUCUAGUGAACCAAUUGCGACCAGUUCAGCCAGGUUCAACAUCUGCGUUGGAAAUGUCAGCACGCGACCUUGAUAUAUUAUUUACCGCAGAGACCCAUAAUUUUCCAUGUGCUGUAGCACCUUACCCUGGUGCAGAGACAGGUGCAGGAGGUAGAAUCAGGGACACACAUGCAACUGGAAGGGGGUCUUUUGUGGUAGCAUCUACUGCUGGUUAUUGUGUCGGGAAUCUUAAUAUGGAAGGGUCUUAUGCUCCCUGGGAAGAUUCUUCUUUCAUGUAUCCAUCAAAUUUGGCCUCACCUUUGCAGAUCCUCAUAGAUGCUAGUAAUGGUGCAUCAGACUAUGGCAACAAAUUUGGUGAGCCCUUGAUUCAGGGUUACACUAGAACCUUUGGAAUGAGACUACCAAGUGGUGAGAGGCGGGAAUGGUUGAAGCCAAUCAUGUUCAGUGCAGGAAUUGGCCAAAUUGAUCACACACAUAUAACAAAAGGUGAGCCUGAUAUCGGUAUGCUGGUUGUAAAGAUUGGAGGCCCUGCUUACCGUAUUGGUAUGGGUGGUGGGGCAGCGUCGAGCAUGGUUAGUGGUCAAAAUGAUGCGGAGCUUGAUUUCAAUGCCGUACAGCGUGGAGAUGCAGAGAUGGCACAAAAAUUGUAUCGUGUUGUUCGUGCCUGCAUUGAGAUGGGAGAGGGUAACCCAAUCAUUAGCAUUCAUGACCAAGGAGCUGGUGGAAACUGCAAUGUGGUUAAGGAAAUUAUUUACCCAAAAGGUGGUGAGAUUGAUAUCAGGGCAAUUGUGGUUGGUGAUUACACAAUGUCUGUUUUGGAGAUAUGGGGUGCAGAAUAUCAGGAACAAGAUGCCAUCUUGGUUAAGCCUGAAAGUCGCGAACUUUUACGAGCAAUAUGUGAAAGAGAAAGGUGUUCUAUGGCUGUUAUUGGAACAAUUAAUGGUGAGGGACGUAUUGUUUUAAUUGAUAGCUUAGCUAUUGAAAAAUCUAAAUCAAGUGGCCUCCCUCCCCCUGAUCCUGCUGUCAAUUUGGAGCUUGAGAAAGUACUUGGUGAUAUGCCACAAAAAAGCUUCGAGUUUCAGCGGAUGGCUGAUGCACGAGAGCCACUUGAUAUUGCCCCUGGAAUUACUGUAAUGGAUGCUCUUAAGAGAGUUUUAAGACUUCCAUCCAUCUGUUCGAAGCGCUUCUUGACAUCUAAAGUAGACAGGUGUGUCACAGGUCUGGUAGCUCAGCAGCAAACUGUUGGGCCCCUGCAGAUUCCUCUCUCUGAUGUUGCAGUAAUUGCUCAGACUUUUACUGGCUUGACUGGAGGUGCAUGUGCAAUUGGGGAGCAGCCAAUCAAAGGUUUGUUGGAUCCAAAAGCAAUGGCGAGAUUGGCAGUCGGAGAAGCACUCACAAAUCUUGUUUGGGCAAAGGUCACUUCUCUGUCUGAUGUUAAAGCAAGUGGGAAUUGGAUGUAUGCUGCCAAGCUUGAUGGUGAAGGAGCAGCUAUGUAUGAUGCUGCUAGUGCUCUUUCAGAUGCAAUGAUCACACUUGGAAUUGCUAUUGAUGGUGGAAAGGACAGUCUUUCCAUGGCAGCGCACUCUGCAGGAGAGGUUGUUAAGGCUCCUGGAAAUCUUGUAAUCAGUGUUUAUUGUACUUGUCCUGACAUAACAAAAACAGUAACCCCAGAUUUGAAGCUUGGAGAUGAUGGUGUUCUGCUUCACCUUGAUUUGGCGGCAGGAAAGCAGCGAUUAGGUGGCUCUGCUCUUGCUCAGGUCUUUGACCAAAUUGGGAACGAUUGUCCUGACCUUGAGGAUGUUCCGUAUCUGAAGCGAGUGUUUGAGGGGGUCCAGGGCCUUCUGGAUGAUGAACUGAUCUCUGCUGGCCAUGAUAUCAGUGAUGGUGGGCUUCUGGUCUGUGCCCUUGAGAUGGCAUUUGCUGGAAAUUGUGGCAUUGAUUUGGACUUGACUUCUCACGGGAAGAGCCUCUUCCAAACAAUCUUUUCCGAAGAGCUUGGUCUGAUUAUUGAGGUCAGCAAGAAGAACUUAGAUUUGAUAAUGGAAAAGCUAAGCAGCGGAGGUAUUUCAGCAGAGAUUAUUGGAAAGGUAACUGCCACACCUUCAAUAGAAUUAAAGGUGGAUGGGAUAACUCAUUUGAAUGAAAGUACUUCUUUGGUAAGGGACAUGUGGGAGGACACUAGUUUUCAACUGGAAAAGCUUCAGAGAUUGGCUUCUUGUGUUGAUCUAGAGAAAGAAGGGUUGAAAGAUAGGCAUGAGCCUUUGUGGCAGUUGUCUUUUACUCCGUCCUUCACAGAUGAAAAGUAUAUGACCACAACCUCCAAACCUAAAGUGGCUGUUAUUCGGGAAGAAGGAAGCAAUGGGGAUAGAGAAAUGGCUGCGGCAUUUUAUGCCGCUGGCUUUGAGCCAUGGGAUAUUACAAUGUCAGACCUUCUUAAUGGGGCAGUAUCACUGCAAGAGUUCCGUGGAAUUGUAUUUGUUGGAGGUUUUAGCUACGCGGAUGUCCUUGAUUCUGCAAAAGGUUGGUCUGCUUCAAUUAGAUUUAAUCAACCCCUUCUAAAUCAAUUUCAGGAGUUUUACAAGAGGCAUGACACCUUCAGUCUUGGCGUUUGCAAUGGGUGUCAGCUUAUGGCUCUUUUGGGUUGGGUCCCAGGUCCUCAAGUUGGGGGUGUGCAUGGUGGUGGUGGGGAUCCAUCACAGCCAAGGUUCAUUCACAAUGAAUCGGGACGGUUUGAGUGUCGCUUUACUAGUGUAAAAAUUAAGGACUCUCCAUCUAUUAUGUUAAAAGGAAUGGAAGGCAGUACCUUGGGCGUGUGGGCUGCCCAUGGGGAGGGAAGAGCCUAUUUCCCAGAUGAUGGUGUUUUUGAUCGUGUGCUCCACUCCAAGUUAGCUCCAGUACGAUAUUGUGAUGAUGAUGGGAUUGAAACGGAGCUUUAUCCCUUCAACCUAAAUGGCUCUCCGUUGGGAGUUGCAGCAGUUUGUUCACCAGAUGGGAGGCAUCUUGCCAUGAUGCCUCAUCCAGAGCGCUGCUUCUUAAUGUGGCAGUACCCAUGGUAUCCCAAGCAAUGGGAUGUCGAAAAAAAAGGCCCUAGUCCAUGGCUACGGAUGUUCCAGAAUGCCAGAGAGUGGUGUUCCGAAAAUGAUGCCUGAACAGACUGGCUGAUGUGAGCAAUCUCAUAGACGACUUGAAAAUUGAAACCUUGAAGCCCAGAGCUGGAAAAGUAUGCCCUUCUUUUGCUACCUGAAGUGUGGUCAGACAACAACACAUUGAGCAUUUCCUAUAGGUAUGUCCAGCAAGACAACUACACAGAAUUGGGCAAUUCUGCUAUAAUACACAUUUACACAGGCCCCUGAUGAUUUCCGACUCAAAGUUUCACUUGGUAAAACUUGCUUACCAAGCCCGCCCUUGUUUUUCUUUCCCUGAUUUUGACUUGUCUCUGUUGUAGUUAAUAAAAUUAGAUAGAGAUUUUGAGUUCUGCAAUGCUAUCUGUGUGCUUUGCA
Molecule: messenger RNA, 4621 nt
Organism: Argentina anserina (silverweed cinquefoil)
Lineage: Eukaryota; Viridiplantae; Streptophyta; Magnoliopsida; Rosales; Rosaceae
Product: probable phosphoribosylformylglycinamidine synthase, chloroplastic/mitochondrial
Exons: 3
Coding region: 32-4270 (1412 amino acids)
Biological process (GO): 'de novo' IMP biosynthetic process
Molecular function (GO): phosphoribosylformylglycinamidine synthase activity
Source: RefSeq, a predicted model, not a curated record